This is a messenger RNA of Globicephala melas (long-finned pilot whale), 4864 nucleotides long. It is a transcript of the gene ACBD4, whose product is annotated as acyl-CoA binding domain containing 4. Gene Ontology annotation, biological process: fatty acid metabolic process. Lineage: Eukaryota; Metazoa; Chordata; Mammalia; Artiodactyla; Delphinidae. The record is from RefSeq and is a predicted model, not a curated record. Gene Ontology annotation, cellular component: cytoplasm. Gene Ontology annotation, molecular function: fatty-acyl-CoA binding.
UCGUCCUCGGACGGCCACCGCACGCUGCGUAGAUGUCCUUGGCAUCAACUUGUGGAUGAGCGUCGAGUGCGGGUUCCGGUGACCGUGUCAUGCGUACACUUACUACAUAAGAAACCACCUGCGUAUUUGUGCGCGAGGGGUGGGAUAUGUGCGUCUUCUGCAGCAAGUGCCCUGGGUCGGGGGUGGAGGGCUGGGUGCACACCGCCACUCGGCGGCGGCCGGGAGUGUGUCAUCCCAAAGAUAAAGCUUAGUUUCUCAGGACCUAGAUUUGCCACCUACUGCUCUACUCCAUUUUCAGAUAUCCCGGACUCAGAGAUUCCGUCCGUGCUGGCUGGCGUCUCCACACCUCUCUGGAUAUUCUUUCUAAAUAUUUAGUCUUCUCCUCUGUACUUUUGAUCCUGCAAUUCCUUCCUCCAGAAAUGACCUUCCUCAUUCUUCUCCUGGCUUACUCUUAAGGCUUCCAAAACUCAGCUCCAGUGUCCCUCCUUUAGAACCCCUGACCUCAGAACAUGAUUCCCCCUUUUAUCCCCAGCGCCUGUUACGUGUCUGGAGAGCUGAGUUGCGUGGCUCGAAUCUGGGGGACCUGGGUUCAGCUGACUAGCGGGUUUCCACCAGGGGGGCGCAAGAGACAGCGUCAUUUCACGGUGUCCACCAGGGGGCGCUUCCGCCUGCCUCUGGCGAUCCAGGGUUGAGGAACCAACCCGCGGAUUUGCCCCGCCUGAUUGGGAGAGGCACGGCUAAACUAUUUGCAUAAUCUCGAAAGGGCCGCGUUGAGUGGUCGAGAUGUAGAAGAAAUCUGAAACGGGCUCUCUCAUUGGCUUAAAUUUUCCCCCUUGCUCCGCGACCCCAUCCGGGCCAGACCCGGCCAGGAGGUCAAUCGGAAGCUUCCGGCUAGUGGCGAGCGGGAACCCAGGUGUCCGGGCAGUGGGCGCUGAGGAGUCGCUCAAAAGUAGGGCCCCAAGGCUCAGAGCAGCUGGGUAUGGGUACCGAAAAUGAAAAUCCAGAGCCGGACUGCCAGAAACAGUUCCAGGCCGCAGUAAGCGUCAUUCAGAGCCUGCCUAAGAACGGCUCUUACCGCCCCUCCUAUAAAGAGAUGCUGCGAUUCUACAGCUACUACAAGCAGGCUACCAUGGGGCCCUGCCUGGUCCCCCAGCCUGGGUUCUGGGACCCUAUUGGACGUUAUAAAUGCCUUCUGUCCCCCAGGGAUGCCUGGAACAGCCUGGGCAAGAUGAGCAGGGAGCAGGCCAUGUCCGCCUACGUCACUGAGAUGAAGCUGGUGGCCCAGAGGGUGAUCGACACGGUGCCCCUGGGCGAGGUGGCAGAGGACAUGUUUGGUUACUUCGAGCCCCUGUACCAGGUGAUCCCUGACAUGCCGAGGCCCCCGGAGACCUUCCUGAAAAGGGUCACAGGUUGGAAAGAGCAGGUGCUGAAUGGAGAUGCUGAGCCUGCCCCAGAGCCUCCCUGCCUUCCCAAGGAACCCGCACCCCCAAGCCCAGAGUCCCAGCCACCCAGGGACCAGGACUCUGAGGUUUUCUGUGAUUCCAUGGAGCAGCUGGAGCCUGAGCUGCAGGUUGGGGCAGAGCAGAGGGGCGCCCUGGGAGGAGAGCUCAACACCAGAAACAGCACCGAGUCUCCUGCAAAGAAAGGGAGAUUGGAAAGCACCCUGCUGGGGCCCCAGGAAUUGGACACAUGGCUGGUGGGGACGGUUCGGGCGCUGCAGGAGAGCAUGCGGGACGUCCAGGGGAGACUGCAGAGCCUGGAGAGCAUGCCUGUCCCCCGCAAGCAGGUGAGCCCUGUCCGAAGGCCCAGGGCAAGGCUGGGGCAGCACUUUGAGGGUCUCUUUUCUGGACUCCUCAUCCAGCCACUUCUGUCUUUGUCCCCACGUCUCUGCCUGCUCACACCUCUGCCUUCUCCAGAGAAUGUUGUGGCUCGUGGCGCAGGCAAGGAAGUCAGGGGGUCUGUAGUAAUGCUUCCAGCCUGGAACUGGGAGAGGCCCUCCUUUCCUGCUCUUAUCUCCCUCUGCCUGAAGAGUAACUGAGGACAGAUGGAAUUCCAGCAGUUGGAGGGGCCAGAAUGUGUCUGCUCUUUGCAUUGGGGCUGGGGGUGUGUGUCCCUAUUGCCCCUCAGUCAGGACUUCUGUUCCCAGAUUUAUUGUCUCGCCCUACCCAGAUUCAGCCCUUGCAUCCCUCACUCCCUUCUCUCAACUUCUAGGUCUGCUUACCCUUUACACCUCUGCUUCUGCAAAAUAAAUCACAGCGGCCAUUUCUGGAACCCCAGCUGUGUGCCAAACACAUUACCUGCAUUAUCUCAUUUUAUCCUCAAAACAAACCAGUGAAAUAGGUUUUCUUUUCAUUUCCCUUUUACUGAUGAGGAAACUACAGCUCUGAGAUGUUAAGUAACUUACCUGAGGGUACACAGCCUGAGAGCUGCUUUGAGGAUUAGAUGACAUAAUGCAUGUAGGUGCUUCCGCAGUGCCCGGGGGGGGGACUUCUCAUAUGGGGUUCAUUGUUAGUAUUAACGUUAAGUAAUGGAGCUGGGAGUGGCCCUAGGUCUGUCUCCCACCAAAGCUGGCAUCCACCACUCACUAUGAGUGAGUCUGUUCUUGCGAAGCCUGGAGUGGUGGGGGCAGGGGACGGCUGAGUUCCUGGAUGCGGGGGAGUCACUCACGUGACUCUUCACCCCCUUGGCACAGUGGGUGUCAGCCAGGUUGGCAGGAAUUCCCUCAGAUCCACAGCGGCUAACCUUUCAACACUCACCCCCCAGGGUUUCAUUUAUUGUUUACCUUUUACUAAUUUUAUAUGCUGAAGAUUUUAAAGGUUUCCACCCUGAGAUACUUGGAUUUGCAUCUCUAAAAAUAGGACAUUCUACUACCUAGCAAAAACAAAAUUUUAUCACACACAGUAAUUCCUUCAUAUCAUCAAAUACACAAUCCACAUUCAAAUCCCCUUUUCCACCUUCCCUGUCUGUCCAGGCCAGGAGCCUCUGUUCUUAAGACUCUGUUAGUCUAGACUAGUCCCUCUUCCCUGCUACUGACUUGCGGAUGAGACUGGAUAGUGGUCCUGUAGAAUGUUCCACUCUUGUGGUCUGUCUGAUGACAGCCUCCUGGCUAGUUUACAUGACCAGAUUACAUCAGAAGUGAUGUUCUUUCUUUACAUCAAGGGACACAUAUUUGGAUGUCCUACCGUGAAUGAUUUUAGCGUGGACCACUAGCAGGGAUGAAGGGGUGACAGUCUGUUCCCACCACUUGCAGCCAGGGAAUGUCCAGUUCCCCAUCAAGCCCAUCUGACAUACAGCUUUUGACAAUUGAUAGAUACUCCUUGCCUGGAUCAAUAAUUUAUUUACUGGUUACAAAAAACGUUGACUUUUAAAUUCUAUUAUUCCUUUAACAUUUAUUAGCUGUCAUUUUUCUGUAGAGUUUCCCUGAUCAUCUAGGAUUUCCCUGAAAUACAGUGCCUUAUGGAAGGCAGAAUAAGUGCUUAAUUCUUUCUCUUUAAUUAUCUAUUUUUAGAGUAAGGAGUUGAUUUAACAGCCACCUCAGUGGUGAUAAAUUUCCCCUUUCUCUUUGAGUAUCAUCAUGAACUCAUGGAUUUUAAAGACUCAGUAUUUCAGUCAACUGCAAUCAUCAUUCUUUUUGAUGCCCAGGCUGUCACAACUUUGGUGGGACCCUUUCAAGCUGGGUCCUAUGUUCUGGUAAUUUGACCUCAUUAAUCUUUAAAAGCUUCCUUGCUUCCUGGUACAAGACGUCUCACAUUCAAUUCUACCUUCCCUGCUCCAGACCUAAAAUCUGCCACUUCUCCAUUCAGCAGAGAAUGGUAUUUAGAAACUAAAAUCUGAGCACCCAGGGUCCUCAUUUGAAAUAUGUGGCAUGUCCUUUACAAUAUGGGGUCUUCGGGCCACACCAACAGGGUCACUGCUUUGUGGCCCAGAGGAGACGCCUCGAAGCCAGUCUCUCCACUCAGCAGCCUCUCCAGCCUUCAGCCUUCUCGGCACCUUGGAGGAGGAUAUGGGAGGGAGUUAGGGCUCAACGUGUCAGGGACAAACUGGGAGCCCCAGUCCUCAGACUGGGGAGAGGGAGGCAGAAGCUCCCACCUGAGCUCUGCAAGCAGGUUGCGAAGGAGGGCCCAGCCUGUGCUGAGGCCCGGGCUGGCUCCUGACUCUCUCCCCUUGGCGGCAGAGGCCAAGGCCCGGCACUGGGCUCUCUGUUCCCACGCUGCUCUUCUUCCUCCUGUGGCCCUUCAUCGUCCAGUGGCUCCUCCGACAGUUUCGGACCCAGAAGAGGUGACUCUCAAUGGAGGAGUCUCUGCAGCCAACGGAGGAGACUUUGAGCCUUCCUAGAGUUUAGGAGAACGGCGUUAAACCCCGCUCCCACCCCCUUCCUGCCCCAAUUAGUGUUUGCCUUGGCACCUCUCCCCUAAUGGGGAGCCGGAUAGGACUCCACUCUUACUGCAGCUCCACAGAACUCCCCUCCUCUCACCCCCAACCACCUCAGGCUCCCUGGGGAGGCUGCACGUGUGGUGCACGUCCCCAGUUCAGGGUUGGCGGCUGAUUCUGGGGCGGAGCUGCCGGGUCUCAGCCUCUGCCCUCCCCAGCCUCUGGGUCACCUGACUCCUUUCCCACCCUAGCCUCUCCCCGAGGAGGCUCAGCUCGUGGGCAAGUUGGGACUUGGGCCGGGGCCUGGAAGAAUGAUUGGCUGGGAGGCCUGACCGAGCUGGGGAAAGGCGGAGAGAGCUAACCCCGGGGGAGGGGAGUCUGCUCCGUUUUCCUGGCCGCCCUACCCCCACAUAUACUCAGGACGUCUUCACUAAACAUUAACUUACAAAAGAGUGUUUCACUAAAUAAAAUAAAACCUUCAUCUUCUGCCGUC